AUGUUAUUGACAUCCCAAGCUCAGGUAGCUGAACCAGGAUCACUUGUGUGGCCACAUGUUAUCAUCGCUAUCUUCUCAAUAAGUACAAUGGUUUCACUGCUAACGCUUUGUGUGGCAACUCACUGUUGCCGGAACGCGAAAAAAAAGGAAAAUCCAUAUGGUGAAAUUGUCACAACACCAAUUGCUGAUGCCCAUAUUUCAGCAGUUGUUUCUAGAAAUAGAACUGAUGGAUCUCGGCUUCAUCAUCCCAGUCGUCUUUCCUAUCCCAGUCUGAACCUCCAUGAACAAUCAGUUCAUCGUCUUUCCACACCACUUCCUCAUUCUUCUCUGGCGAUGAAGCGAGCUUUGCCAAAGUUACCCGAAUAUUCGGCACGAUUUGAAAAUAAAAAUCCAGGUCCAGUAUACUCAACAAUUGAUCAUGCAACUCCUGCUAUCGAUCGAAAUAGUUCAUUUUUGUAUGGUGAAGGACCAACAAACCCAACUUAUGAAUCUAUUGAUAUAGAUCCUUCAUAUUCAAAGUUAGGAAAUGGCGGUCCAUCUGUGAAACGAUAUGAUUAUCCUGUUUUUGUACCUGGAAAUCAACCAGCAAUCACUACAGAUGAUAUACUUUACCAGAGUGCUUCGCUGAUUUAUGCAGGUGUUAGCGAAGAUCCAUACAGCUCAAUAACAAGUCAUACAGGUGGUGAAACGAAUUAUGACGUUGGGUAUAGCCACGUAAGGGGAAGCAUGAAUACGGAUACACCACGCUAUCUUGCUAAUGCACAAGCAGGAGGUCGCAGUCUCGAUCAUCUCUAUUCACGAAUUCGGCGUGGGCCAUCGAUGAACAGAGUUACAAACUCAUCCACAUAUCGACCUUUACCGUCGAAUGAAUUUGGUGCUGAAUAUAUUUCAAGUGGAAGUGACAAGACAAGUCGAGAACCGUCUUAUCGAUAUAUAACUGUACGAGAAACUGUUGAUGCUAUUCGACAGCGACUGAGUGAGCUUAAUCCACCUUCGAAUAUACCGCAGUCGGUUAUAACUGAUGGUUGUGGACCAAUUCGAGAACAUUAUUAUUCGUCGAUCGGUGGUAGUGAUUAUGAAACACUACAAAUCUCAGCGGCAUCCACUAACCAACCUUCUUGCGAUACUCAGGAUGUUCCUUCGACAUCCUGUGCUGGUCAUGAUUCACAUCCUGAAGCGAUUUCUAGUGCUGUUAGUAUCUGUGAAAAUAUACCACCGAAGCCACCAACUUCUCCGAUACCUCUACGUAUCACUGCUGUGAAAGAAGAUAAUUUGCAGAGAAAGCAGCCAUUAUUAUCAGGUUCUAAUAAGGAUGAAGCUAUAAAUGAUGAUGAGAGCCGCAGUAAUAUUUCUGAAAAAAUCCGCAGACUUAGGACGAAUUUUUUUGACCAGGAACUGUUGGAUGAAUUCAAUGGACCUUCGUCAACAGAUCUUCGCUUUGGACAGUUGCAGGGAACCAUUAAUCAACACGAGGCAACAAAAUGGAUUAAUUCUUCUGGAACUGAUCGAAAUUUAGACUCAGAGCACUACAUUGAUCAAGUUUCCUCAGCAAACUUUGAUGAGACUUAUUCGCACUUACAAAAAUUGGCUGCUGAUAAAUCACAUAUAUAUAGUGCACGGAAUGUAACCCAAAAUGCGCUUCUUUCCACUGUAAACAGACAAAAUGUUAUUGAUGAAGAGCACUGUAAAAUUACUGCAGACAAUUCAAAGUCUCAUUGCUCCCACGAAGCAAGUGUCUUUGGGACAAAAAAAUCUGUCGAAGAAGAUUCGAUCUUUCAAGAGGGAAAAAACGACGAAGAGCAGUGUUUUAUUCCUAAAAGGCGCUACGGACUCGGUAAGCAGGCUGAGAAUAAUAAUAGUAGUAUUUGCUUCGCUGAGGCUUUGGAGGAACCGCUCAAAAGCACUGCUACACAUUCCCUUAAAAGUUCAAAUUUCUCUCGAACAACUUCACCAUAUCAGCAAACAUCUUUGAAUAAAACUUCUAACGCGGAAAAAGAUAUGGAAGCACAGUCUUGUUCUGAUCAAAGAAGUACGAUGGAAUUAUUUGGAGAAAAUGGUACGGAAAGUGGUCGAUUGGUGCAAACAGCCAAGCUUAGUUUUUCACACGAAUCAAUUGAUGAAAAUGCACUUGGAAUAAUUCAGUAUCAUUUUCUAAAGAAUUAA
Molecule: messenger RNA, 2163 nt
Organism: Cercopithifilaria johnstoni
Lineage: Eukaryota; Metazoa; Nematoda; Chromadorea; Rhabditida; Onchocercidae
Source: the annotation of a GenBank genome assembly